This is a messenger RNA of Medioppia subpectinata, 431 nucleotides long. Lineage: Eukaryota; Metazoa; Arthropoda; Arachnida; Sarcoptiformes; Oppiidae. The record is from the annotation of a GenBank genome assembly.
UUUAAAAAUAAUUUCAAUUCAAUUGAAAGACAAUAACUUUGAAUGUCUUCGGAUGUGUCACAGCAUUUGGUCCAAUACAUUGUGGUGAGGGGUGACCUGCAGUGGCCGGUCGGCGCUCUCAUAGGCAAUGCAUGUCACGCAUCGGUGGCCGCUAUUGUCCGACACAUGUCUUCGGGAGACAAACACACCAUUGAAUACAUCCAACACUUGGAGUCCAUGACUAAAGUGGUCCUCAAAGCGGACAACGAAGAGGUGUUGCGAGACGUUUGCCACAAGUUAUCCCAAAAUAGCAUUGCAUACCAUCUCUGGACAGAACAGCCCGAAGGCAUCAUCACAUGUGUGGCCACAACUCCGCGACCGCGCGAUGUCUUGAAACCACUUCUCAAUCAUUUGAAACUUUUUAAAUAAAUAUUUUUGAAAUUUGUAUUUAA